AUGGCCAGAGAAAGCACCGCGCCAACGGAGCCCCUCACUCCGGCGGUCAAACCAAGCGCGCAGCCACGCCCCGCACAUAUCCAAGGACCGGAAUUUGGGAGACCCUCGCCGAUCGGCCCGCAGCAGAACAGAUCAAACCACCUUUUCAACAUUCCGAAACCGAAUCAAUCUCGCGCCGAACACCAUCGACCCGCCGCUCCACCCCAGUCACGCCAAGAUGGUCCGCAGAGUGGUGCGCCUCAAGUUUAUCGCCCAUCGGGUACUGCGAGUGCUGCUACACCGUCAGUGAAACGAAGCGAGCCAUGGGAUCCGUUCAAACCGGUGGCGCCGUCGGCCUACAAUAACCCCCGUGGGGGCUUUCAGCAUGGCGCAGUGAGCAUCAAACGCCCUGAAAAUGUCACUUGGACAACUCCUCGAGCGCCUAGACCUAUUUAUCAGUCUAAGCCUCUUCCGCCAAAGAUAUCAAACGCGUCCAAGAACCUCCAACAAUUCAUCGAUCUCACGAUGGAUGAUACUGCUCCGCCUCCGAGGGCACCGGGUCAAGCUCCAAGAUUCGGAGCUAUGGACAUGAACGGCUAUGUCGAUACGGCUAUGGCACAUGAGAACAUCAAAGCUUUGCUUGAAGGCGCUUUCGAAGACGAGGAGGAAAAAACCGAGCCGAAACGCAAAACCAAGAAGAAGGGCGCAAAAAGGAAGCAGUCUAAGAAGACAUCACAGAAGAAGCAGAAGGAUGAAAUUGUCGUAGACAAGAAGAAGGAAGAAGCAAUCGAUGAUCUUGACGAUCUUGCUGCUCAACUUCAAGGUGUUACGGUCAAUGACCAGAAGGAUACUGAUGCCGACUCUGUGAAUGAUACACCCACCAAAGGCAAGGAGGCCGAUAAGGAGUUAGAUGACGACGAGAAGGAGGAUGAGGAUGAGGAAGAGGAGGAAGAGGAGGAAGAGGAGGAGGAGGAGGACGAUGAUGAUGGUGUUGUCGAAGGUUUGAAAGUCACCCUACUACCACAUCAAAUCGAGGGUGUGAGAUGGAUGUGUGACAAAGAGACUGGCCGAAAGACUACCAAAGGAAUUUUCCCUAAAGGUGGAAUCCUUGCAGAUGAUAUGGGUCUGGGGAAAACCGUGCAAGCGGUUGCUCUGAUGCUCAAAAACCGCAAAUCCGACCAUGAACACAGCGAUAACACCGAGGAAGAGGGAAAGACGACAAAGCUUCCCCCAAACUGCAUUGCUUCUACUCUGGUUGUUGCACCUCUUGCCUUGAUCAAACAAUGGGAAUCCGAAAUCAAGGACAAAGUUGAGCCAUCCCAUAAGCUCCGUGUUUGCAUCUACCAUGGUGCAACACGCGCUAAGGCUUCGACUACUUUGGACAAAUACGACGUGGUGAUCACCACUUACGGAACCCUUACUUCUGAGUUCAACUCAUCGGCGUCAGAUAAGGCGAAGAAGGCCGGAAUUUUCGCGGUCCACUGGUAUCGCAUCAUUCUCGACGAAGCACACACAAUCAAAAAUCGUAACGCCAAGGCCACACAGUCAGCAUAUGCCCUGGAUGCUCAGUAUCGCUGGUGCUUGACUGGAACUCCGUUGCAGAACAACCUGGAUGAGUUGCAGAGUUUGAUCAAAUUCCUUCGCGUCAAGCCCUAUGAUGACCUAGCUGCCUGGAGAGAUCAAAUUAGCCGGCCUUUGAACAAUGGCCGCGGAGGUCUUGCUAUUCAGCGACUGCAGGUUUAUCUCAAGGCAUUUAUGAAGCGACGAACGAAGGAUGUCCUGCGACUCAACGAUGAGGUCAAAGUUGGUGAAGAAGCACCAGACGGAAAACCAAAGAAGUCGUCCAAUGGAUUCCAAAUCAAGAAGCGCGAGGUUAUCAAGGUUGCCGCUGAAUUCAUGCCAGGCGAGAUGAACUUCUACAAGCGUCUUGAACAGCGCACGGAUAAUAGCCUUGGCCAGAUGAUGGGUGGUGGUAAGGUGGAUUACGCUGGGGCUUUGGUUCUACUGUUGCGUCUGCGUCAGUCUUGCAACCAUCCAGACUUGGUCAAAGGCGAUUUGGCCAAGGACAAGGACGUUCUUUUGCAGAAUGGGAGUACAAACAGCCAGCCAACACAGCCAAAGCCGGAUGACCUUGACAGCAUCGCUGAUCUUUUCGGCGCCAUGAGUGUCGUCGCAAAGAAGUGCGAUGUUUGCCAAACGGGUCUCAGUCAAGAUGAGAUCAAGGCUGGUGGCAGCCGAUGCGGCGAAUGUGAAGCCGACCUGAACAUUAACGUCAUGGGCACAGACAAAAAGAAGAAAAAGAAGUCGAAGAAGGGUCACCACAAGACGCUUGACGUUCCGGAUUCCCCCUCGGCCCGUAAAUCAGAGACCCAAAUCGCUCGUUCUCGCAAAAAUCGCCGAAUCGUUCUUGACAGCGAUGACGAAGAUGAAGAAGGGGAAUGGGUUGUACCCGAAGACCAGCGUAAGAUGCCCAGUCUCGGGCAAGUAGGUGGUGUGGACGAUGAAAACGCCGAAGGAGGUGGCGAGUGGCUUAACUCGGAGGACGAAACGGAUGAUGAGGUAGAGUCGCCUUCCAGAAGGAAGAGUCCGCCUAUAGUUCUGAGUGAUUCCGAGGACGAAACCGACUCUGAGGCGGAAGACAUCUACGAUGAUGAAGGGGAAAAUGGAGAGUUGCCAUCCACCAAGAUCCGUCAUCUCAUGCGGAUCCUCAACCGUGAGGCCCCCGACUUCAAAUUCAUCGUCUUCUCGGUCUUCACUUCUAUGCUUGACAAGAUCGAGCCCUUCUUGAAACGGGCCAACAUCGGUUUCGCUCGUUACGAUGGUGCAAUGGCAAACAACCACCGCGAGGCUAGUCUUGAAAAACUCCGAAAUCACAGUGGCACUCGUGUGCUGCUCUGCAGUCUGCGUGCUGGUGCCUUGGGUCUUAACCUCACAGCUGCCAGCCGCGUCGUCAUCUUGGAGCCUUUCUGGAAUCCCUUUGUAGAGGAGCAAGCUAUCGAUCGUGUCCAUCGCCUGAAUCAGACCAUUGACGUGAAAAUCUACAAGAUGGUCAUCAAGGGCACCGUGGAAGAGCGAAUUGUUGCCUUGCAAGACCGCAAGCGCGAACUGGCCAAUGCCACAAUUGAGGGCAAGACUGGCGCGGGCAAGCUCACCAUGCGCGACAUGAUGGCUCUCUUUGGUCGGGAUGCAGAAUCCCGAUUCACUGAUAACCAGGGCACCCUUGACUUCAACCAGCCUACGCGCCUGCUGAAUGCUGGUGAUGAGCCUGCGCCGACACCUUCGAUUUCUCGAGAGUCAUCAGUGUCUGACCCACGCAACCGGGGACGUGAGUCCCAGUCCAGCCGGCCGCGAAAGGAAGACUCGAUUUAUGGCCGGCGCUGGUGA
This is a messenger RNA of Penicillium bovifimosum, 3363 nucleotides long. RefSeq names its product putative SNF2 family helicase/ATPase. Gene Ontology annotation, molecular function: ATP binding; ATP-dependent chromatin remodeler activity. The record is from RefSeq and is a predicted model, not a curated record. Gene Ontology annotation, cellular component: cytoplasm. The transcript has 2 exons. The coding region runs from base 1 to 3363 and encodes 1120 amino acids. NCBI's taxonomy places the organism in Eukaryota, Fungi, Ascomycota, Eurotiomycetes, Eurotiales, Aspergillaceae.